AUGUUCACUAGAAACAAAAUAAGAGGUGGUUGUGGCACAGACAUAACACCGCUAAUAAAUGACUUGCUAGGAGUAGCAAAAAAGGGUGGCUUAAUCAAAAAGUAUCUGAAAGGAGCUAUUAAUAUUACUAAUGAAGAUGAAGAAGGCAAUAAUGUUCUACACAUUAUUGCUUCGAUGCCUAGAAAAGAGAAAAUUACAUGGCUGAAUAUUAUACUUAAAGUUGGGAUAUCUAAAGAUCAACUUAAAAAAGCAAUCAAUGCUAAAAAUAGGGAUGGAUUAACCCCUAUGCAAAAAGCAUUACAUGCGAAGAUAAACAAAAAAAGUCAUUAUCACAGUACAAUUUCCAGUAGUGAUAACACGUUUAGAUUUAUUGUAUUGUUAUUAAACAAUGGAGCUAAAACUGAUCAUCUGCAAUUAUCUGAAGAAUACUUAGCAGCUCUGUCUAAAUCUCAAGAAAACUAUCGUAUUAAUUUUUUAACAAAACUAACUAGCAAAAAGAUUAAACAAGUAAAUACUAAUAUAACACACUGUGAUAGUGGCUUUGAAAGUUGUCCUGAUGACGCUGAUACAAGGACUUCAACACAUCAAACAAAGAAAACAGAGCCUGUAUUAGCAGAAAAUAACAGUGAAAAUCCAUAUGCAACAAUACAGAACAGCAGUAAAACAAAAGAUGACUUUAACAGUUCAUUAAAAUCAGUCAAAGAAAAAAACUUAGCAAAUUUCGAAAAAUACUUGGAAAAAAUUUGCGUUACCACCACAGACACAGAAGUCAAUAAUAUUUUACAUCUGAUUGCUUCAAUGCCUCGCAAAAAGAAAAUUACACGGUUGAAUCUUAUACUUAAAACUGAGAUACCCAAAGAUCAACUCGCAAAAGCAAUAAAUACUGAGAACAAGAAUGGGUUAACUCCUAUGCAGGUAGCAUUAAGUACUAAAAUAAACAAGGAAAGUCACCAUCAUAAUGCAAUUACCGAUAGCGAUAAUACACUUGAAUUUAUUAUAAAGUUAUUAAAAAAUGGAGCUAAUCCUAGUCAUUUACAAUUAUCUGAAGCACUGUCUAAAUCUAGACGAAACUAUUAUUAUUAUUUUUUAAAAAAACUAGCUCUAUCUAGUAAAGAUAAGAUUAGACAAACUAUUGAUCAUAUUAUUUAUGGUCGAUAUCCAUUACACCUAGCAGUUCUUAAGGAAGAUCAAGAUAUGUUUAGUAAUCUCCUUUUACAAGAUUCCUCUGUCACCAAUAUAGACAAAGAAAGUAAUAACAAAGAUUAUUCUAUUACCGAUAUAAAUGAAGAAGGUAAUAACAUUUUGCAUCUCAUUGCUUUAAUGCCCAAUAAAGCGAAAAUUACAUGGUUGAAUCUUAUAUCUAAAGAUGUAUCAUUUAAUAAUCAACUCACAGAAGCAAUAAAUGCUACAAACAAGAAAGGGUACACUCCUAUACAAGUAGCAAUAGUGAAAAAAAUAACUAAAGAUGCUCACAGAGCAUUUACAAUAUUUGACAAUACUGUAAAUUUUUGUAUAAGAUUAUUAAAACACCCUGCGUUAAACAAUGAAACCAAAUCUGAGGAUUAUCGUCGUCAUUUUGUAUUACAUGGAAAAUAUAGUAGGGAUAGAUAUAUUAAAUUUUUACAAAAAUUAAUCAAAGAUGAAAGAAUAAAUGCAGGUCAUGCAAAAGACAGUUUAGAUGACAUUCUGAAAGAACAAAUAGCUCAACAUCAAGAAAAUAAAAAAUUAAACAAGGAUAUUAAAAAUGCUAGGAAUAAUUGCUGGAUCAAAACGAAAAAGUGCGGGAAAGUUAUACUCGAUUUUAUUAAUCCAAACAAAACAGUAGAUAGAAUGACCAAAUUAGCGAUAGCUGCCCUCGCUGUUAUUGCUGCUUUUUUUACAUUUAUAAUAAUAGCAUUUGCUGCAAUUAAUGGUCAGCUUCCUAUAGCGGCAGCAGUACCUAUAAUGUUAGUAUUUGUAGUUACUCCUACAGUCAUAAAAUAUUUCCAAAUCAAUAAUGAAUUAGAAAAAAUUGAUAACUCUGCUAAAAAUGAAAAGCCUAAUAGCAGGGUGAAUGAUGCGCUCACUCGAGCCUUCAAGAAUGGUAUUAGAGUUCUCAAUUAA
This is a messenger RNA of Cinara cedri, 2103 nucleotides long. The record is from the annotation of a GenBank genome assembly. NCBI's taxonomy places the organism in Eukaryota, Metazoa, Arthropoda, Insecta, Hemiptera, Aphididae.